Messenger RNA from Bufo gargarizans (Asiatic toad), 3334 nucleotides. Its product is annotated as diacylglycerol O-acyltransferase 2. The record is from RefSeq and is a predicted model, not a curated record. Gene Ontology annotation, cellular component: endoplasmic reticulum membrane. The transcript is spliced from 8 exons. Bases 45 to 1130 code for a protein of 361 amino acids. Gene Ontology annotation, molecular function: diacylglycerol O-acyltransferase activity. Gene Ontology annotation, biological process: triglyceride biosynthetic process. Lineage: Eukaryota; Metazoa; Chordata; Amphibia; Anura; Bufonidae.
GUACCUUGCAGUGUGCGGGGGUGUGCCGUACUGCGGGCUGCAUCAUGAAGACGCUCAUCGCUGCCUACUCCGGGCUGCUGCGGGGGACUGGAUCCAGCCUCCUCUCCACCGUGCAGGAUCUGCCCUCCAUCCCUUGGCUUUCCAAGUCUCGAGUGGAAAGACAUCUUCAGAUCAUCUCCGUGUUACAAUGGGUCAUCUCCUUCCUAGCAAUGGGGGUGGCCUGCACCGUGAUCCUCCUCUACCUCUUCUGCACGGACUGCUGGCUCAUCGCUGCGUUAUAUCUGGCCUGGCUCGUGUUUGACUGGAAUACACCCAGUAAAGGUGGCAGACGAUCCACAUGGGUGAGGAACUGGGCUGUGUGGCGCUACUUCAGGGACUACUUCCCGAUACGACUGGUCAAAACCCACAACCUGCUUCCUAGUCGCAACUACAUCUUCGGCUACCACCCACACGGUAUCAUGGGUCUGGGUGCCUUCUGUAACUUUGGUACUGAAGCCACCGGUGUCUCCAAGAAGUUCCCCGGUAUUAAGCCAUACCUGGCCACGUUGGCUGGGAACUUCAGAAUGCCGGUUCUAAGGGACUACCUAAUGUCUGGAGGAAUCUGCCCUGUGAGCCGUGACACCAUAGACUACAUCCUCUCCAAAAAUGGAACUGGAAACGCCAUAGUGAUAGUGGUCGGAGGCGCAGCGGAGUCCCUGAACUGCCAACCAGGGAAAAACUCUGUGACCCUAAAACAGAGGAAAGGAUUUGUGAAGAUUGCAUUACAGCAUGGAGCUGACCUCGUCCCAAUCUAUUCCUUUGGAGAGAAUGAGGCUUACAAGCAAGUUGUAUUUGAAGAAGGUUCUUGGGGCCGAUGGCUACAGAGAAAAUUCCAGAAAUAUGUUGGAUUUGCUCCAUGUGUCUUCCAUGGUUGUGGGUUCUUCUCCACGGACAGCUGGGGCUUGGUGCCCUAUCCGAAUCCCAUCACCACUGUGGUUGGAGAACCCAUCACAGUCCCUAAAAUGGAGCAUCCAACCCAGAAGGACGUGGACCUCUACCACGGCAUGUAUCUGACCUCCCUUCAGAAGCUUUUUGACAAGUACAAGACCAAAUUUGGAUUGUUGGAGUCUGAUAUAUUGGAAAUCAAUUGAAGCUGCUGACCAAACCACGUUCUCUAGAAAGACUUAUCUGGAACCCAACAAGCUGUUGAAGAGUCAUCUCCAUUAGCUUCAUUAGUGACCAAGCUUUAAUGUUUUGUCCUUUUUGUUUUGUUCCCUGAUAACUCGGUUAUCAUUCUUGGUAAUGACUGCAUCAGCCGUUAGCACUUACAGAUGAUGGAUGGUUCUUAAACAGCUGGUGAGAUGAACACUUUAGAUGUAAGGACCUCAUUGUCUACUGUUCUGCACUAGUAAUGAAGAUGACUUGGAUAUUGGGUCCAGUCCAGAGAUAUCUGCUGCCUCACCAUUUGGAAGGAAGAUGCCCAUUACACUUGACUGUUCUAGCCCAAGUGAUGUGGUUUCUGUUGGAGAAGGUCCAUCAUGGUAGAACCAGGAAGCUGGUUGACCAAGGCAGCUUGCUGCAUGUGACCAAUCUGUAUACUGUGUGGGUGAAGGGUAUUUCCUAGUAAUAGGUGAUGUAUCCAUUACACUGUAGCCAAUACUGUCAGUAUUGUUCAGUAUGUGCCCAACUCAAGUAUCUGACUCUUUUUAAAGGGGUUUUCUCACUUUCUUAAAGUGGUCAUGUUGUACAUCUCUAGGAUGUGUAUCGGUUUAUAAUUGGUGGGGUGGUCUGAACCCUCCCCUCAUCAUAAAGUCAUCACUUUAUAAGAUGGGAAUACCCCUUAAGUCCCCUUUCUUUGCCCAAUGCAGAUUUUGGUGCCUAGUAAUGCAUCCUUUCCUGGGGCCAUCCUCAAAGAGCAUGAGUUGCUCAUAUAAGCCUCUCUUUAAAAAAAAAAAAAAAAAAAACCUCAGAUUGUGACAUCAUCAGAGGCAUGGUGGUGUCGCUAGAAACAAACCAGGUCAAGAGACCAAGGCAGUCGUGGCUUUGACCUAGACCAUACCAGCUUCAAGAGAAGUAGACCCUGGUCUCUCUGGACUAUAAAACCAUUUAGGGGUCUCAUUAGGACCUUCCAAAAUAUGGUUACAAAGUGGCCUCUUUUCAUGGUUCAUCCUUCCCUUUCAUCCCCCAUGUAAUAGGUGUUUUGGGCUAUAAGGUCAGCUCCUUUAUCACAAAGGCUCUGACCACCCAUAGCAAUUUCCAGGUCAAUAGGCCGGCCAAAACUGUGGUUGUCUGUUAUUAGCUGCACUGGCUUGGAGACCUACAACCUUGAAGUCCCAUCUGUUUCUAUAAUGCUAUCACACCUUCACAUCACUAGGUUAAAAAGACAUGGUGGCAAUUGGUCAGUGUGUCAGUUGCCUAAUCAUGACACAUGGCUUACUACAGAGGUCCUAUCAGAAGACUGACCAAAAUAAGUGUCUGCUCAAUGUCUGUGUGCUGCUUUAGGUAGAACAGCACAAUGUGAUAACUUUGACAUACCCCCCCCCCCCCAUAUGUCCCUCUCUAUUUUUAGAAAAUUCUACUCCAAGCUAUGCUAUCUAACAGCCUUUCUGUAGAUGGCACUGGUACUUCUAUAUAACCAUAGAUCUGAGUUGGCACAUCCUGAACCUUGUCUCUCAGCACAAGGAGUUUGACUCCCUUUUCUCAUAGCACAAGCAAUGCAAGUUAGUAGCGAUUUAUAUUUUUUGGGGGGCAAAAAACCCAAACUUUUUUUUUUGUAUAGAUGGUGCUGGGUUCACACUAGCCCAAAUCUGCAUCUACACUAUUUUAGCCCAUUGGUGUGGCACAAGUCUCCAACCAUUGACUGCUCCCAGCUGCAGGCUGUCAGGGCAUGCUAGGAGUUGUAGUCUUGCUAUAGCCAUUGUUGUUGACAUCCUUAAUCCCUUGUGCCGUUCCAAUGCACUAAAAGUGUAGACCAUGUUGGUGCCAGUGUGGACCCAAGCGAAGAGCUUUCCUGCCCACCAUUCAGCUAUAAGAAUGUCUGUGAUCUCUGUAUAGGUACAUGUUGGGAGGACGCAUUUGGGAAGUGCAAUUAUUUUUUGCUUUUUAUACUGUACGACUGUAGAUUAUUUUUUUUCCAAUGAAAGAUGAAAUUGUUGGUUCUCUAUCAUUAGAUGCACCUCAUGCAACCUUCUUCCUGGAGCAAAUACAAUGUGACCCAUGAAUGUCCAAUGCAUCUGUAAUGUGCCUUGAUCUGUUCUGGGCUGUGAUGUUGUGUGGGGUUUUCAGUUUGCUGGAGUAUAUUCUUCAUUUAUCUUAUUUUUGUACAAGUCAAUGUAAAUAAAAGUGUAUAAUGUCA